Chinchilla lanigera (long-tailed chinchilla) is the source of this 6543-nucleotide messenger RNA. It is a transcript of the gene Edem3, whose product is annotated as ER degradation enhancer, mannosidase alpha-like 3. The transcript has 20 exons. The record is from RefSeq and is a predicted model, not a curated record. Lineage: Eukaryota; Metazoa; Chordata; Mammalia; Rodentia; Chinchillidae. Gene Ontology annotation, molecular function: calcium ion binding; mannosyl-oligosaccharide 1,2-alpha-mannosidase activity. Gene Ontology annotation, cellular component: membrane; endoplasmic reticulum. Gene Ontology annotation, biological process: carbohydrate metabolic process; mannose trimming involved in glycoprotein ERAD pathway; endoplasmic reticulum mannose trimming. The coding region runs from base 199 to 2997 and encodes 932 amino acids.
GCCGAGGGCGGAGGGCGGUGGCAGCGCUGGCGCUGGGGACCGGCUCGGUGGCUUCGGCAAACAGUUUGACGCUGGCAGCUGCCCGCCUCACUCCACACCCAGUCCUCGUCACGGCUUGCAGCCCCCUGGCCACCGGCGUCCGGCAAUGUGUCCCGCCGACCGGGCGUAGCAGCUGCGCGUGCGUGGAACCGCGGGGCCAUGAGCGAAGCCGGCGGCGGCCUGGGCUGUGGGUCCCCGGUUCCCCAGCGAGGGCCAUGGAGCCUGGUGGCCGCCACAGCCGCGCUCUGCCUGGUGUCAGCCACGUCUGUGUGGACGGCGGGGGCCGCACCCAUGAGUAGGGAGGAGAAACAGAAGCUUGGGAAUCAAGUACUGGAAAUGUUUGAUCAUGCUUAUGGGAACUACAUGGAACAUGCUUACCCAGCAGAUGAACUCAUGCCUUUAACCUGUAGAGGUCGUGUGAGGGGCCAGGAGCCAAGUCGGGGUGACGUGGAUGAUGCCUUGGGAAAAUUUUCCCUGACACUGAUUGAUUCUUUGGAUACUCUUGUGGUAUUAAAUAAAACUAAAGAAUUUGAAGAUGCGGUGAGAAAAGUUUUAAGAGAUGUUAAUUUAGAUAAUGAUGUAGUUGUAUCUGUCUUUGAAACAAACAUCAGAGUUCUUGGAGGUCUUUUGGGUGGACACUCGCUGGCAAUUAUGCUGAAAGAAAAAGGUGAAUACAUGCAGUGGUACAAUGAUGAACUGCUCCUAAUGGCAAAGCAGUUGGGUUACAAACUUCUGCCAGCUUUCAACACUACCAGUGGGCUUCCUUAUCCAAGAAUUAAUUUAAAGUUCGGCAUCAGAAAACCGGAGGCUCGGACAGGAACUGAGACAGAUACCUGUACAGCCUGUGCAGGUACCUUGAUCCUUGAGUUUGCUGCUUUAAGUCGGUUCACUGGAGCAACAAUUUUUGAGGAAUAUGCAAGAAAAGCGCUUGAUUUUCUCUGGGAAAAAAGACAACGAAGUAGUAAUUUAGUGGGCGUGACUAUCAAUAUUCAUACUGGAGAUUGGGUACGGAAAGAUAGUGGAGUUGGAGCAGGGAUUGAUUCAUAUUAUGAGUAUCUGUUGAAAGCUUAUGUCUUGCUUGGAGAUGACAGUUUUCUGGAAAGAUUUAAUACACACUAUGAUGCCAUAAUGAGGUACAUUAGCCAGCCCCCUCUUCUACUUGAUGUGCAUAUCCACAAACCAAUGCUGAAUGCUCGGACUUGGAUGGAUGCUUUGCUUGCCUUUUUUCCAGGUUUACAGGUUUUAAAGGGGGAUAUUAGACCUGCUAUUGAAACUCAUGAAAUGUUAUAUCAGGUGAUUAAAAAACACAAUUUUCUCCCAGAGGCAUUUACUACAGAUUUCAGGGUACAUUGGGCUCAGCAUCCUUUAAGACCAGAAUUUGCUGAAAGUACUUACUUCUUAUAUAAAGCUACAGGAGAUCCUUACUACCUUGAAGUAGGGAAAACACUUAUCGAAAAUUUAAAUAAGUAUGCUAGAGUGCCUUGCGGAUUUGCUGCCAUGAAGGAUGUUCGCACUGGAAGUCACGAGGACAGAAUGGAUUCUUUCUUCUUGGCCGAAAUGUUUAAAUAUCUUUACCUGUUAUUUGCUGAUAAAGAAGACAUUAUUUUUGACAUUGAAGAUUACAUCUUUACAACAGAAGCUCAUCUAUUACCCCUUUGGCUCUCUACUACAAAUCAAAGAGUCUCUAAGAAGAACACAACCUCGGAAUAUACAGAACUUGACGACAGUAAUUUUGACUGGACUUGUCCAAAUACUCAGAUUCUGUUCCCUAACGAUCCACUGUAUGCCCAGAGCAUUCGUGAACCCUUGAAAAACGUGGUGGAUAAGAGCUGUCCUAGAGGCAUCAUUAGAGUCAGAGAGGAGAGUUUCAGGAGUGGAGCUAAACCCCCUCUAAGAGCCAGAGAUUUCAUGGCCACUAACCCUGAGCAUUUAGAAAUCCUGAAGAAGAUGGGGGUGAGUUUGAUUCACCUGAAAGAUGGGCGAGUCCAGUUGGUUCAACAUGCAAUCCAAGCUGCUAGUUCAAUUGAUGCUGAGGAUGGAUUGAGAUUCAUGCAGGAGAUGAUUGAAUUGUCAAGUCAGCAACAAAAAGAGCAGCAGCUCCCUCCGCGGGCUGUACAGAUUGUUUCCCACCCGUUUUUUGGCAGGGUAGUAUUGACUGCCGGUCCAGCUCAGUUUGGGCUGGAUCUGUCUAAGCAUAAAGAGACAAGAGGCUUUGUGGCGAGCAGUAAACCGUACAAUGGCUGUUCAGAGCUGACUAACCCUGAGGCGGUGGUGGGAAAAAUCGCGCUGAUACAGCGAGGACAGUGCAUGUUUGCGGAAAAGGCACGCAACAUCCAGAACGCAGGAGCCAUCGGUGGCAUUGUUAUUGAUGACAAUGAGGGGAGCAGCAGUGAUACUGCCCCUCUGUUCCAGAUGGCGGGGGAUGGGAAGGACACAGAUGACAUCAAGAUCCCCAUGCUGUUCCUGUUCAGCAAAGAGGGAAGUAUCAUCCUAGAUGCCAUCCGGGAGUAUGAGGAAGUAGAAGUGCUCCUUUCUGAUAAAGCGAAAGAUCGAGAUCCUGAAAUGGAAAAUGAAGAACAGUCUUCCUCUGAAAAUGAUUCUCAGAAUCAAAGUGCUGAACAGAUUAUAUCAAUUUCUCAGGCAGUUGAUUUGGUUGAUCAAGAGUCUCCUGAGGAAAGCUCUCUCAGCUCUCACGCAGACUCAUCUUCAGCAGACCCUGACAGUGCUGCAGUUUCCCCUGCUGAACAGACUUCUAAUCCCUCGGAAAGCCAGGAGCCUACCAGUCUGGAUGGUGAAUGUACAGAUCUAGAUAACCAACCUCAAGAACAGUCAGAAACUGAGGAAGACUCCAGUCCUAAUGCCAGCUGGGGUAAAAAGGUCCAGCCUAUAGAUUCCAUAUUAGCAGACUGGAAUGAAGAUAUAGAAGCAUUUGAAAUGAUGGAGAAGGAUGAACUAUGACUCACUGAAAAAUGUGGUGGUAGGUAUUUAAAAAGAAAAAGUAAACUGUGGUUAGAGACACCCUAUACUACGCAGGCUCUCCAAGGGGCUUUUUAAGUAUGGUGAUGAGCAACCACGUUCUGACUGGGAGAGGUAGUUAGCAUAGGAAUCUGGAGCAUGUUGCGUUAAAAUUGACCUUGGUUAGACUGUCCCAUCAAAAGUGGAAACUCACAAUUCCCCCUCAAACGACAGCAUGGCACAACUUGCAGCAUGCCCAACCAGGGAAAGGCAACUGGGAAUUCCUGGGAGCUGUGUUUCUACUGUCUCUGGGUAGACAGAAAAACUCAGUUAGCAGUGGAGUAAGGAAUUGGAAUUUAUAGCUUUCUAAUUAAAGGAAGCUUGACUUUGGGGAAGAUACAUAUGGGUAUUGUGGCAUUCAGAUUAUGCUGCCUUCCCCAAAAAAGCAAAAACGAAAAAUAACAACAAAACACUCUAAGUGACCUAAGUGGUUAUAAAGCAGAUGCAUUCAUGGUAACAGUUUCUGCUCAUCACUUGCUUCAUUCAGUGGCAGAUAAUCAAGAUGACUUGGUGUUUGUCCCUCUUAACAGUGUCUUCAUCUAAACUAAAGGUGGAGCCAGUGUACUUUCUUAGUGAGUUUUCUACCUAAAGACUAAUCAGUGAGACCAGGUCAAAAGACAUAAUCUGAAAAUUGGUUACUUCUGUGAAAUGGAGCAAGGGAGAAACCAUAACGCUGCAUUGUGAACUUCCCCUUGGGCCUUCCAUAAGCAAAGCUGGGACAGCUCUGAAAUGAAACUUAGCAUAUAUCCUUGUGGGGUAGAUUAUGAAUCUUUGCAGUUCAUUUUGCUGUGAGGUGAUUACCUCCAGCCAUCAGCCUUAGUCCACCCCAUGUUUAGUAUACAGUUUGAGCCAAGAGGCCCAUAUCACCAACAGCUGAAUAUAUUUUAUUCCACUUUUCUGUCUUGUGAAGCCAUGAUAUAAUUAUGGUAGUGAUCUGAAAUUCCUUGGGUAACUACUAUUUUUCUUCUCUGAAAUUUUGGUUUCUAAAGCUACACCUAAGGAGUCUGUCAUAUUUUAUGUUGAAUCAUGAGUUUUGGGUUUAUUCCCAUUUUAACAAAUAUUCAUUAUGAUAUGAAAUUGAAAAUUAGUCUGUACAAAAAAUUUACAUAGUAGGAAAUAAAUUGCAUAGCCAUGUAGUUUAAUGAAAAAUUUUUCCCUUUUCCUCUUGGUGGCAGUCUGAUGCUGGCCACAUUUAAAUUUUAAAAUGUUUAUUGUUAAUAUUGUUAGACAGCCUGGGUUUGAAAUCAUGGCUUUGCUCAUUUUAUUUAUUUUUUAAACUUCUACUAAUCAGUUCCAAAGGAAUAUUUGUGAAGCCUGAUUUCCUUUCUUUUUCCAUGAUAUUACAUAAUGACCUUUUCCUAAAACAUGGUUUUGAGGUACUGAGUAACUUAUAUGUGGAGUUGUUAAAGAACAGCAAUGCUGUGUUGUAGUUAUGUAUAUUCAUGUACAGUAUGUCUUAGAUCCCAAGUAAAUAUUCUUUUAUAAGAGGAUAACUACUUGCUUCAAAAAUUCCAGCUAAACAUAAUUGGGUCAGUGAGUAAUAAAUCUAAUAGAGAAUUUGCCUUGGGGAAGGGAAAAAAAUAGUAGUAUAACAAGGCCUUUAUCGGCCCUUAAUUAAACUUGACACCAAAAUGGAUAUUUUUAGUCCCUCUGCAUGUCAAAUUUGAGGUAAGAAGAUAGACCUAUAAUACAUACAGCUUACAGAAAGAUAGACAUAGUGCUUUGUUCAUUUUAAUUGCAAAGCUGCCAAAAUAGCUGAAGCUUAAUUACUUGACUUGCCUUGAUUGAUAGGACUGGGUCUUGGAGAAAAGGAGCAGAUGUUCCUGUAAGACUUUGAUUACAGAAGCCUUAUGUACAUUGAUUUGAUUUUGUAUGUGUAGCUCAGAGCCAUUGUUGUCUAGGUCUAAUUCUUCUCAGUUAUCUAAACAACAUAAUUUUUUUUUCCGACAAGGAGAACUUAAUGGCAUGAGGGAUCCUGUGACAGAUGCACUAGGAAAAGCCAGCUUACUGCCACUCUCCCUUUCUUUGGCCUUUAGAGGGAGCCGUUGUCUUUUACUGAGAUUUAGAAGCAAAUCAUUCUCUUGUUUAGAAAACUAAACCCUUUUUUAAAAAAAGAAAAAAAUGUAGCUAGUUAUACUUAAUACCCAGAAGAAAUUACACCAGUUUUCCCUAGGUAAGAAACAAGAUACAAGUUCAGCUUCAGAAUACCACCAUUAUACUGUGAUGAAGUAGUUUUUGAGUUCAUUAAAAAACUCCAGCAGCAUCAGAUUUUUAAAACAUUUUUUUGUUUGUUAUUUUGGUACUGGGAAUCCAACCCAGGGUCUUGCGCUUGCUAGGCAGGUGCUGUGCUGUUGAGCUACAUCCCCGACCUAAAAUGUUUUGUUAAAUACCUUUCGUAGAUACUUUAUUUACUUGCUAAAGGUUCAGGGGAUUCUGCCAGACUCUGAAUUUAGAAACAUCUGGUCUACCUCAGUUAAAUGUUGACUGCUUAGAAAUAGAGCUGAAAAGAUCACCACAGCCAUAAAAUUAUUUGACUAAGAAAGAUUUAUACAAUGUUUACAAACCUGGAAUCAAGUAAGACUUUUAGCUGAAAGUUAAAAGAUGGAAGCAAGUGUUUAAUUCAGGUAUUUUCAAAUUGAAUUUGUUUGCCUAUUAAAGAUAAAAUAGCUAUAGUUAUUUUGCAUAUAAAAGUCCAUUGAAAUGACACACCCUAAUUUGCAAUACUUUUCCCAUAAAGCUUUAAGUGAAAAAGAAUUAAAAUUACUAGACAUGUUUGAGAUGGGAUACUUAUUUGAGUAAGUUUUCUCUUUAACCUGUAAUAGGCUUCUAAAAAGAGCAUAAUUGUUUCAGAACAAAUUAUUUUGUGAUUUUAGUUUUCAAUUUAUCUUCACAGUUUUAGAGAUUUUUAAAAUGAGAUUGUGCACUCUCUGAUUUUAAUUUCUCUAAUGUAGUCACUCUCCUGAGAAUUUUUUUUAGAUUGAAAUUACCAUCACACAACUGUUUUUAUAGCAAUGCCAGCGUUCUCUCACCAGACCCCAUGCCAAAUUCAUCAUAAAGAAAGCUCAGCAUAAGUACUUCAAAUAGUUCUUACAAUUUUAGAGGGGGUGGGUAGAAUUUAGUAAAUAUUUCAACUGGUUGUUUUAUGCACAAGGCUUCAGUCAGAACAUAGAAAAAUAAACAUUCUGUGAAUGAAACAUUGUAUGUUCAGAUUUUAUAAAAGACAUUUUUAAAAGCCCAAUUUACAGCCGUAUAUUUUCUUAUGAUGUAAUUUAUGAAAAAGAUGUCUGUACUAACAGGUGCUGUAACACUACUGUUGUUGGGUUUUAUUGUUUGGUGAUAAAUGUAUACAAUAUUUCUAAGGGAAAUUAUGUACUGUGAUGUAAAAGUCUGGGCAAAUUGUAUAUAAUCCUUGUAUAUAAUUGUGUAUUUGAUUAUAAUUACUGAUUGUAAAGAUUUAAUAAACAUGUAAAUAUUCUGGUCUGGUUUUAA